AUGGAGAAAGAUAAGAAAAUGAAUCAGUCAGUACCGAAAACCAUAGAAAGAGAAAACGCUGCACACCCAUUGACUUUGAGAGAGAUGAGUGGUACAAACUUACAGCAAGCACCGGCAGUGAGAUUAACCUCACCGAAGGAAACAAACAACAACGAAGACGCGGAAGACGAGGAUUUUACCAUUGACGACGAUGAAACGACGCUACAAAGAAUAAGUAAGGACUAUUUGAAGCCGAAUAUUGGACUUGUUCUUUUGACGGUAUCAUAUUUUUUCAACUCAGCCAUGGUUGUGUCUACCAAAGUCUUAGAGAACGAUCCUGAAGAUAUUGCUAACGAUAGACAGAUCAAACCGCUGCAAAUCUUGCUAGUCAGAAUGGUGAUAACCUACAUCGGUACGUUAAUAUACAUGUACAUCAAUAAAAGUACCAUUCCAAAUGUACCAUUCGGCAAGCCCGAAGUACGUAAAUGGCUGAUACUGAGAGGUUGCACUGGGUUUUUCGGAGUGUUUGGGAUGUAUUACUCAUUAAUGUACUUGACGAUUAGUGAUGCUGUUUUGAUCACUUUCCUGUCGCCAUCCUUAACUAUAUUCCUAUCGUGGGUUAUCCUAAGGGAAAGAUUCACGAAAGUGGAAGCACUCGGUUCGCUUAUUUCACUAAUGGGAGUGGUGUUGAUUGUGAGACCGUCAUUUUUGUUUGGAACGCCGGAAAUGACUGACUCCUCUCGAAUAGUAGAAUCGUCAGACCCAAAGUCGAGGCUGGUUGCCACCCUGGUUGGGCUGUGGGGGGUCCUAGGGAUGAGUUGUGUCUACAUCAUUAUCCGUUACAUCGGCAAGAGAGCACAUGCUAUAAUGAGCGUGAGCUAUUUUUCAUUGAUUACAGCGAUAGUGUCAUUUAUUGGGAUCAAUACCAUUCCCUCAAUGAAGUUUCAGAUCCCACAUUCUAGGAAGCAAUGGAUAUUAUUUGGUAAUCUAGGUGUUUCCGGAUUUAUCUUCCAGCUCUUACUAACUCUGGGAAUCCAAAGGGAACGCGCCGGGAGAGGAUCCCUGAUGGCGUACACCCAGCUACUUUAUGCAGUUUUCUGGGACGUUACACUGUACAAGCAUUGGCCCAAUGUCUGGUCAUGGGUCGGUAUGAUAGUUAUAAUAAGCGCCACGUUGUGGGUGAUAAGGAUAAGGGCAGCGAAUAGCGAAGCAAUGAACAAGGACCCGGCCCCGGUCAUCGACGAUGAAGAAAAUUCCAUACCGCUAACGGACUUUGAUGUAUCCGAUCCCAAGUGA
This is a messenger RNA of Saccharomyces kudriavzevii IFO 1802, 1275 nucleotides long. RefSeq lists its product as uncharacterized. Lineage: Eukaryota; Fungi; Ascomycota; Saccharomycetes; Saccharomycetales; Saccharomycetaceae. Gene Ontology annotation, cellular component: membrane. The coding region runs from base 1 to 1275 and encodes 424 amino acids. The record is from RefSeq and is a predicted model, not a curated record. The transcript has a single exon.